AGCCAAUGCUUGACGGGCUCCUGAACCCCAGCUCAAACUACAACGCGAGCUUCUGCUAUAAUGUGUCUCGUGGCACAUUUGUCACGGUGGAAUGCGAGUAUCCGUUUGCUUAUUAUGUGGAAAAUGCGCUCUAUCGCACAGUUUUUGGAUGUUUCUUUCAUUUGAUUGAGGUCUUGCUCCUGGGAGCUCUGUGGUUUUGUAAUAUUUGGAUUCAGAGGGAUUUUACGGAAGCCUACAUGUCAAGCGUCGCAGUACCUCUAAGCAUUUCCACCGUCAUGAAAAUCGCCACCUACGUCUGGAAUUUACUGUAUCCACGUGGUGAUAUAGAGAAAAGUUGGCUCAUUGAUAUGGCAUACGCGACAAGUGUCACUACAGCACAAAUGACAUUAAUUAUGGGACUACCAGUGUUAUUAUUCAUGGCGAUGAGGAUGGGGACCUCCCGGAAGCAGAACUACGGGUGGUGUACUUGGAUCCCAUUUCUCCUGAUCCUCAUCCUAUCGUUCCCCAUCUCUGCAGUGUUCAAUAUGCUCAACAAAGCUGACUACGCGGCUCCAUCUCUUGUUGCAAUUUUGGCUCUUAUUAUAAUUUCCCUCGGCUUUAUGUUUGCCUUUAUCGGAAUGGGAUGUAUGACUUUUGCCUGCUGUGCCGGCAAAAAAAUCGCCAUGGAUAUGCUAGACCCCGUGAUUUAUGAUGCUCGGAGUCGGUUGGGAUGGGCUAUGCUCUUUUCGAUUUUCGCACCGAUCAGUGUUUAUCCGUGCUUUUACUGCUUCGUGUCUCUGGCGUUUUUCCUAAACCUCUCCGAUUCUAAUGAGCUUCUGAGUAAUGAGAUGGCCACCAGAGUCUGGAGCUUCUUCUUCGGACCCACCGUACUCAUAUUCACCUUCCUGAUUCUUCCCUCCUAUCGGGACACCAUCAUGUGCGGCUGCAAAUAUCGCCGAUUCCAACAAAAAAUCCAAAUGAGCCAGUUGGCAGCACCUGCUGCCCAGGGAGUCACUCCGCAAAUCAGGAUCUCGGAGCCAGAAAAGCUUCCCGUCGAGUUCAUCAAGGAGCCCGAGCAGAAAGUCCCACUGGAGCCACUCUUCAUACCAAGUGCUGAGGCCAAGCGUCCAAGGCCAGCCUACCCAGUUCAGAAUUUCCCGGAUAAAUAUUAAUUGUUAACCUGAACCCGUUUUUCGCAACAAUUGUAUGAUAUAAUGUCCCAUGUCACAUAAAGUUACUCAAUUUAA
This is a messenger RNA of Caenorhabditis elegans, 1226 nucleotides long. RefSeq names its product Sodium-and chloride-dependent glycine transporter 2 (gene K02E2.1). NCBI's taxonomy places the organism in Eukaryota, Metazoa, Nematoda, Chromadorea, Rhabditida, Rhabditidae. The transcript has 6 exons. The record is from RefSeq and is marked reviewed. The coding region runs from base 6 to 1151 and encodes 381 amino acids.